Molecule: messenger RNA, 1457 nt
Organism: Cucumis sativus (cucumber)
Lineage: Eukaryota; Viridiplantae; Streptophyta; Magnoliopsida; Cucurbitales; Cucurbitaceae
Product: ADP,ATP carrier protein ER-ANT1
Exons: 3
Coding region: 260-1207 (315 amino acids)
Biological process (GO): mitochondrial ATP transmembrane transport; mitochondrial ADP transmembrane transport
Cellular component (GO): mitochondrial inner membrane
Molecular function (GO): ATP:ADP antiporter activity
Source: RefSeq, a predicted model, not a curated record
UGUUUCGAUUCCAAUAGAUUUCAACGAUUGAAAUCAAUAAAAUGUGAAAUGUAAAGAAAAAAGAUAUCUCCUUUCUCUCCUCCUCCGUUGUUCUUUGAGCUGGCAACCGCACACAACCAUCAAAAAGAACUUUUGUUCAUCGUUCUAUCAAUUCCCAUCUGGGAAUUUGGCUUUUUCCAUCAAUCAUCUUCCCUGUGUUUUCUCGCCGACGAGCUCCACCCACCUCCACGUUAAUCCCAUCUUCCGGAGCUAUAGAUUCAUGGCGGCGACAAAAUCCCAGAAAUUUUCGGCGGAUUUUGUGAUGGGUGGAGUUGCUGCGAUUGUGGCCAAAACUGCAGCCGCACCCAUUGAAAGGGUCAAGCUUUUGUUGCAGAAUCAGGGGGAGAUGAUAAAGAGAGGCCAACUUAAGAACCCAUAUCUUGGAAUUCAUCACUGUUUCAGAACUGUUCUCAAAGAAGAAGGCUUUUUGUCUCUAUGGAGGGGAAAUCAGGUUAAUGUUAUUCGGUAUUUCCCUACUCAGGCUUUCAACUUUGCAUUCAAAGGUUACUUCAAAACGAAAUUUGGUCGCUCGAAAGAGAAGGAUGGAUACAUCAAGUGGUUUGCUGGAAAUGUGGCAUCAGGAAGUGCUGCUGGAGCAACUACAUCUUUGUUUCUAUAUCAUUUGGAUUAUGCACGCACUCGGCUUGGCACCGAUGCAAAGGGCGGUGGCGGUAACAGUCAGCAUCAGUUCAAAGGGAUCUUUGAUGUGUACAGAAAAACAUUGUCAAGUGAUGGAAUUGUUGGUCUAUACCGAGGAUUUAGUGUUUCGAUCAUUGGAAUUACUCUGUACAGGGGCAUGUACUUUGGGAUUUAUGACACUUUGAAACCUCUUGUUCUGGUCGGACAGUUUGAGGGGAACUUUUUUGCUAGUUUCUUACUGGGGUGGAGUAUUACAACCUUUUCUGGGGUAUGUGCUUAUCCUUUCGACACACUGCGACGAAGAAUGAUGCUUACAUCGGGACAAACCUUGAAGUAUCGUAGUGGUUUGCAUGCAUUUUCUGAGAUCAUUCGCCAUGAGGGCAUUGCUGCUCUUUUUCGAGGAGUCACAGCCAAUAUGCUUGUUGGUGUUGCUGGAGCUGGCGUUCUUGCAGGUUAUGAUCAAUUGCACCGAAUCGCAUGUAGAAAUGGUUAUUCCUUUGGAGGGCAACAUCAAAUAGCUUCAAAAUGACUGAAAAUGGGACACACUUUUUCCUGGUUCGACUUCAAAAUUGAACUGGAUGGAUAGCAGGGAGAUUUAAACGAAGAAGAUGUUGAUUUGAUUCCCAAAAGAAAAAAAACCAUUGGGGUGAAGAAUGAAUACUAAGGCAUUGUCUGUGUAUAAUCCAUAAGUACAUCUUCAUUUGUUGGUUAUUUAUAUAAUGUAUGACUUAAAAGUUGAAAAUACAAAUGGAAGAAUUGCUAUGGGAAUCCAACCUUUA